Messenger RNA from Cladocopium goreaui, 4839 nucleotides. Lineage: Eukaryota; Dinophyceae; Suessiales; Symbiodiniaceae. The record is from the annotation of a GenBank genome assembly.
AUGUCCCAAAGCUUCAACCCUUUUUCCAUCCGUAGAGACAUUCAACACCAUGGCGGCAUGGCCAUCCUGAGCUCCAGAAGGUUGAAGCAUGACCUGGCCCUGGGAACAGUCGCUGUGGCUGCCACCGUGGCCACGGCCUUGCUUUGGCUACACCGCCGCACAGGGAAGCGGCUAGCAAGUGAAGCACCACAGGCAGAAGCUGCUGCGAAGGUCUUCGCCCUUGAGGUCAGUGAUCACCGUGACGAAACCCCGAGCGCUGCGGUUGAUUUCGAUGCUCAGCUGCGGGAGGAGAGUCGACUGCUGGAGGAGGCCGCCCGGACGGUGCGGCUGGUGCUGGAGACCGGGGCCUACCAUGCCUUGCCCCAUGUGCACGUUGCAGAGAAGCAGCUGAAUGCCAUCGCCCUGAAAUUGGACGAGGUAUCAGAUUUACUGAGCCCUCACAACAUGUAUUGGCGCUUUGGACGCGAUGAACCCAUGCAGCUGCUAUUGGAGACUCCCUUGUUGCAGCUGGCAGCCUGUGAUGGGGCUUUGGUGCCCGUGACCUUGGGUCAUGUGAAGGAUCCCGGAGAGUUUCUCAUUGCCCGAUUCCUUGUCUCCGGUACGGACGCCAGCAAGAGCCGCUAUCGCGAGUUUUCCAGCGGCAUUUUGGAUGCCCUGCAGCGAGAACGGUUGAUGAUGCGCUUGGAGUGGAUUUUCCACUCCAUGUGGGAGUUGCCUCUGACCUGGGGCGAUGGCAUUGACGACACCACCUUUGCUGCGCAUGGCUCUGCAUGGGGUGUGUCGGUGAAGAUGAGGCUCGUGUGUUGGCCCGUUUGGUUCCAGCAAGCUUGGGCCACAAUGGACAACAUGAGCCCUCCAAGCACUGCAGUGGAACAUGAGGUGGAGAAUGUGGACAUCUACUUGGAAGAUGAGGUGACCACUUGGCAUUUGGCACUGCAUUUUCCAGCGGCUGCUCCCUUUCGAGGAGGUCCUGGAUGUUCUUUGGAGGCCUGCGACUUUUCGCUUUACGCCACGCUGCACUUCGGAAUAGAUUUUCCCGCCAGACCUCCGAAGUUCAAGUUUGAGUCCAAAUGGAUCAACCACCAGCAUUUGUGGGGUGACCGCAUUUGCCACUCCCUCCUCUCGGAUGAUUUCUUGGAUUUCUUUCGGGAACGGAAGACCCACUCCACCAGUCUCUGGAAUGCCUCCUGUGCAUUGGCAGAUGGAGAGGGUGUCGGUGGAAUGCCACGCUAUUUGCAAAUCCUGCGGGAGUUUCUGGCGAGCGACACUGACUAUGAAGAAGAGCAACAUGUGAAAUAUGAUGAGCAAUCCCUCCGACAGGACGUGGCUCUUCAGCGAGUCUACAAGCCUGAAUGGUGGGAGGACAGCAACCUGGUGGAGCCCAAAGCUCGAAAGAACGGUGGCUACAGGCAGGCAGAGGUGCGCACUAAGCCAGCCUCGCAGGAGGCUUGGGGCACGGACUUCUUUUUGAAGACUCCAGUGCUGCCGGGUGAGCUGGAUCGUCAUCCAUGUUUUGAGGUAGCGGUGGUGUUGGGUCGUUUGCCCUCAUUGACCACGUCGAUGGCUUGUUUAUGUCGAGAGAGUUUUGAGCAAGGUGCACGCAGCACUGACUUUGGUCUGUCGGUGAAUGCUGGGCUCCAAGAGGAUGCCGUGAGUUGGGAAAGCAACUGUCAGCUGCACAUUCCCGCGCUCCACUGGUCUUUGGCAAUGGCGGUUGAAGGUUCCCAGACCAAGAAGCUGAAGGUUGCGACUAUGGCUGGUGCCACUGCCCCCGCCAUGGUAGACCAUGCGCUGGUGGAAGCGGAUGAUGAAGAUGUGCCCUACAGUUUGAUCGACAAGCUUCAGGAGAGUGGCAUCAACGCUGCAGACCUGAAGAAGCUGAAGGACGCUGGUUUCAACACCAGCCAGUCCGUGGCUUUUGCAAUGCGCAAAGAUCUGCUGAGCAUCAAGGGACUGUCCGACCAGAAGGUGGACAAGAUCAUCGAAGCCGCCCGAAAGUCCAGCGAGGUAGGUUUUGUGACCUGCACUCAGCUGGUCAGUAAGAUGAAGAGCCGCUUUCAGAUUGCUACAGGGGCUGGCAAAUUUGAUCAGAUGCUUGGCGGAGGCGUUGAGAGCUGUUCUAUCACCGAGAUCUUCGGAGAGUUCCGCUGUGGAAAGACGCAGCUGUGCCAUUCCCUCGCGGUGAUGGCGCAGAUGCCAUCGAAUAUGGGCGGCGCCAAUGGUAAGGUGAUUUACAUCGACACGGAGGGCACCUUUCGCCCGGAUCGCGUGCGGCAGAUCGCCGAGGCCAAGGGUGUGGCGGCCGAGGCGGCGAUGGACAACAUCGUUUGUGCGCGGUGCUAUACCUCGGAGCACUUGGAACAGCUUUUGGUCGAGGCAGCAGGUUUGAUGGUCAACGACGAGGAUCGUUUCGCGCUGCUCAUCGUGGAUUCCAUCAUGGGUGGCUUCCGCGUGGACUACUCCGGCCGUGGUGAGCUGGCAGAUCGACAACAAAAGUUGGCAAGAGUGAUGAACAAACUGCAGAAGGUCAGUGAGGAGUUCAACGUGGCCGUCGUCCUGUCAAAUCAAGUCAUGGCGGAUCCCGGUGCUGGCUGCGCCUUUAUGCCGAGUUUUCCGAAGCCGGUGGGUGGCCACAUCUUGGCCCAUUUCUCGACCACACGAGUGAUGCUUCGCAAAGGUCGGGGUGAACAACGCAUCGCCAAGAUCUACGAUUCGCCGUGCCUGCCAGAGAGUGAAAGCAUCUUUGAGAUCUUCGCUGGUGGGGUGAGGCUGCCAGAUGGGGAAAGACAUGGGCCCAGCUUCAAUGAUAUCCUUUCGUUGGCCAGUGGCCAGGGCUGCCUCCUAUGGCUUGCCUGCAGGAAAGUCAAGAUGCUGUUUCCUGCAGACUGCGGCGAAUUCAGUGCAGUGCUUUAUGGACAGUCAGCGUGCGGCCUAAGGGUGGGCAGCCUUCAUAAGCUAUUGAUCCCAGGGCUGACAAGGGCGCCCAUGCUGACCAUGUUCAACCCACACGACAGUGAACAAAAAGUUGAGCUCCGGAUUCCCCACGGAAGCAAAGAGAUCACUCUGAACCUUCGGACGGUAUCCCUGUGCAUGGCGCUGCCCAUUUCCUUUGCCAUGACACCACUUGCGCGACCCGAGUUUAAGCUGACCAAGGACCUUUUGUCAGGGCAGGAAACACCACUUGCGCGACCCGAGUUUAAGCUGACCAAGGACCUUCUUUCAGGGCGGGAACCAGCGCAGUUCCAACUGAACGAAGCACAGAUCGCACAGUGCCAUGCGCCAUUGAUGCCUGGGAUGGAAAUGUAUUUGACUCCCCUGGAGGCUUCGGCCCUGGGUGGCGAAUGGGGUUCUUGGCAGCUGACGGAUGCCGCAGAUGCGCCUUCUACGGCCGCCUGGCGGCUGAAUUUUAUGUCCACCGAGUGGCGCACCAUGCACAUCACCUCCGAGGGGAACCUGUCGGCCAUCGCAAAGCCAGUAGAGAUCGAUGAGCUGAAGGAGCAGCACAACUUCGUGCCCGAGGACACAGCCUUCGGGAUGGAGCAUUGGACCUUUGUGGAAGAUCUCUUGGCCCCAGGUGUGGCCAUGAAAUACGAUGGCAUGAACUACUCCAUGGGCAAAGCGCCUGGCAGUUUUCCGGUGACCUAUACGGCAUCUCCGCAGCUGAAGGACGGGGCCAUUCCGGCACCCAGCUGGCAGUACUGGGCCAUCAUGGAUUGCAAGAAGAAACUGGUAGCAGUGGUGGCCUUGGAGGAAACGGAUGGAAUGCGGCCAGGGCGCUGCAAGAUCUAUAACAACAAGGGCCAGAAAGCCACCGAGGCCAUUCCCGAUGCCCUGAUCCCGCGUCUGCAGUUCGUGGACAUCAACCAGCAUUUGUUGGCCACGGCCGAAGCACCGGCCUUGGGAUCCGACAUUCCCAUGCCGCAGCUGCCAAGGAGAGGCACUUUGGGCAACAUGCUGCCGUAUACCAUUCGCUUCGAGAGGGGCGGCUACUACUUGUCCAGCGACCUUCUGAAGAAGGACUUCAGAUGGAUUCUGAGUGCAGCAGUUCAACUGCGAAGCCUUCAAGACGCGACGCAGGGUUUUACCCCCCUCUUUGUCAAGGACUGGUUGCAUGCUCAGGCCGGAUUUGUUUUGAGUUUUGUGAGCGCAUGGUGCACUUGCGGCUCCACCUUGGCAUCCAAAGGGCUUCAACAGCUGGCGGAUGCGGCAGGUUUCUACCAGUUGAAGUUGCCUAGCUGCGAAGGUGCAGAUGCAGCUGGUUUGGAAGCCAUUUUGAAUAUCCUGGGGGAGAUUUGGAAGACAACCUGCAUCAGUAUCGUCAAGAACAACGAGUACGAGUCUGAACGGGUCAUGAUGUGCUUCGUGACUUUGCACUUCCUGCUAUUGUGCUUGGCCGAAGAACAUGAAGCACUGCGCUCUCAAGCGAGGAAAAGCGUGGAGGAAUUUCUGGAGAUGGUCCAGCAGAAGCCAGUGGUGAACCUCAAAUCCUUCGUGCCUGACCUGGGUCGCUUCCUAGUGAGGUUUCUACUUGCGGAUAGCCCUUUGACUUUGAAGGAGAACUUAUCCAUCAUCGUCUCAGAGCUCUUCUGUCGAAAUGUCCGUUGGGUGCAUCCGGACAUGUGGCCGGAGUCUGAUUCAUCGCCGGAGUUGCAGGAGGAGCAGGUGCAAGCGAGCUUCGAUGCAAGUCAGUUUGGCAUGAAGUUGCUGGUCUUCCAGAGCUACUACAUCCUUCGGUCUCGUGAGCUGGGCUUGGAUUCAAUCGCAGCCCUUGAAGCUUGUCAAGGGAAGCCUGACUCGGAUGCCCUGCAAGCCUUCCAAAGAGAUUGUCGAGAGAUCAAG